This is a messenger RNA of Lathyrus sativus (Indian pea), 1299 nucleotides long. Lineage: Eukaryota; Viridiplantae; Streptophyta; Magnoliopsida; Fabales; Fabaceae. The record is from the annotation of a GenBank genome assembly.
AUGUCCACCGCCAACGAAGAAUUCCAAGGUGUUUCAAAUUGUUAUGUGUUCAAGAGCCGGUUGCAGGAGUAUGCUCAAAAAGCGGGACUCCCCACACCUGUGUAUGAAACUACCAAGGAUGGGCCUUCCCAUGAACCUUGUUUCAGGUCAACAGUGGUUGUGAAUGAUGUUCGGUAUGAUUCUUUGCCUGGAUUUUUUAACCGUAAAGCAGCAGAGCAGUCGGCUGCAGAGGUUGCUUUGAUGGAGUUGGCUAAAUCUGGUGAAGUUAAUCAGUCCAUCACUCAACCUGUUCAUGAAACUGGAUUAUGCAAGAAUCUACUUCAGGAGUAUGCUCAGAAAAUGAACUAUGCAAUGCCAAUGUAUCAAUGCAAAAAAGAUGAUACACCACCAGGUAGAGCACCGUUAUUUUCAUGUACGGUUGACAUUGGAGGGAUUCUCUAUAUUGGGGGAACAACAAGAACAAAGAAGGAAGCUGAGAUAAAAGCUGCAAGAACUGCUUUAUUAGCUAUCCAGACAAAUGCAUCUCAGGCUUCUGAAAACCAGUUUGGCCAUUUGACUGUCAUUCCAUCCAGAAAAAGGGCAGCAGAUUCUGUUGCAGAUGAGGCUUCGAAAGCUCCAAAGCCUAAGAAAGCACGCUUUAAAAGGAAAUUUCCCAAGAGGAAACCUUCUAGAAACAAGAAGCCUAAUGUUCAGACUGACAAUGCUGGCGAUGGAGCAAAUAUCAAUCACGGGAUAGAAUCACUUGCAAAUGCUAAUGAUGAGUCAAUGUUCCCUUCAGAAGCUGUGAAGAAUUAUGAGAAUGGAGUCCCUUCAGAAGCUCUGAAGAAUUAUGAGAAUGGAGUCCCUUCAGAAGGUGUGAAGAAUUCUGAGAAUGGAGUAUCAUCUAACCAUCAUGAGAAAGAGGCGUUAGCUGGAGAUGGGUCUUUUGCUUUGAAUAAUCAAGAUGGGUCUUUUGCUUUGAAUAAUCAAGAGGUUUUGGAUAAUGGGAAAUCAACAGAAUUUCAUUCCAAAGAGGUCAAGCUUGGGAAUGUUACAGAAGUGUCGUUUGCGCCAAACGGAGACUUACCAGCAAAUGGAGACUUACCGGCAAAGAGCGAUGGAAUGUUUGCGGUAACUGGAGACAUGAGCAAUGGGACGUUUGCACCAACCAGAGACAUAUCGGCAAAAAGCGAUGGGACGUUGGCGCCAACCGGAGACAUACCGGCUGGGAUGUUUGCGCCAAAUCGAGACGACAUUCUGGCAAAGAGCGAAGAGAUGAACAAACAACAUUUUAAUGGAGAUACGGUCUCUGGCAAUUGA